Vidua chalybeata is the source of this 3180-nucleotide messenger RNA. RefSeq names its product centromere protein C (gene CENPC). The transcript has 19 exons. Gene Ontology annotation, molecular function: centromeric DNA binding. The record is from RefSeq and is a predicted model, not a curated record. Gene Ontology annotation, cellular component: kinetochore. Gene Ontology annotation, biological process: kinetochore assembly; attachment of mitotic spindle microtubules to kinetochore; spindle attachment to meiosis I kinetochore. Bases 43 to 2853 code for a protein of 936 amino acids. Lineage: Eukaryota; Metazoa; Chordata; Aves; Passeriformes; Viduidae.
UUCGAAGGCGGCGCGGGGGGCGCGCGCCGGCCCCGGUCUGGUAUGGCGCAGGCCUUGAAUCGUUUAAAAAAAGACUACAGAGCAAGAUUCUGCCAUGGAGGAGGAAAUAAGAUUGAUCUACAGCCAGGUCAAAACGUACUGAAAGUCAUACAGGAUUGUUUUGAAGGUUGCAGCAGUGAUCUUACAAUAAACUCUCCAAAUUGCUCAACGUUUGUUUUGAAAACUGAGAAGAGGACUUCAGUCCAGAGACAAAGCUCCAAGGCAGGGUCAUCCAGCUCUGUGAAAAGAGCCCGUGAACCUGCAGAACCCUCACCUGCAGAACCCUCACCUGCAUCACCGCUAAAACCAGUCAGCAGCAGAGGACAGUCAUGUGAAUCACACCUGAAGACUACAACACCUGAUUGCGUAGCUACUUCUAAAAAGACAGAGUCUCCUGUGUCUAAAAGUGAAAAAAACCAUACUUUAGAAGACAUUGAAGCAUUGUGCCAGCAUCCGGCUGUGCCUUUGGAUCCUGAGAAUCAUCGUGGGUCUGUUGGAUCACCUUUUCCUGUGGAGGAAGCGAAAAGUUCUCCUGUAGUUAAAUUGCAUUUUGAUAACUGGAGUACACCAGCUGCAGCAAAGAGCCGUGGAGAAGUUGAAAAUUUGGAAGGACCUCAGCCUGGGAGAGAUGAGCAGGUUGUUCCUGUGCAGGGAACAGAACGUAUUACUGCAUCAUCUGCCCAGACACAGAAGACUUUCUCUUCAGCUGUCUUAGCAGCUGUAGCAACAAGAACACUUGGACAGAGAUAUUCGACCUUGAUACCACCACCAUCACCUCCUCCUGUGAAAUACCAAGAAAUAGAAAUAGAAAAUGAAUGUGAAUUUUUAAUUGAUGAAUCAGGUGGUGCAUCAUCUUCUUCUUGGAUUUCAAUACCCACUAAGAACAAAAAAUCAAAAAAAGAUGGCUCUGCAACUCCAAUUUCUAAACUUCAGCCCUCUGAAAAGGAGAAGACAAAGAAUAAGAAAGUCAAGAAGAGAAAAGUACAGGUUAAAGCACUUACUAAACAGAAACUGGAUCAUCUGGAUGUUGGGGCUUUUGACGUCAAAGAAAUGUCAGAAUCAGAUUCAGUCUCUAAUAGUGAAGAAAAUGUCCUUACAUCUCAAAGCCAAAGGAGUACUCAUAUGGGAAAGACUAAAAAGGAUGCACUUAGGCAAGACUCUCCAAACCAGAAAAAGAACACAUCCUGGAAACCAGAAGAUGAAGAACUGAUGUUGUCAUGGGCUGGAUUGGAAACAAAACUAUCUGAUGAAGAGCAGUGUGAAACAAGGAUACCAAGUGAGGAUUUGCCUAUGCCCUCAUCUGGGCAUCAGGAAGAGCAGACCGUGUCACUGAAAAAGUCUCUCAAGUCUUCCAAGAAUCUGCAGUUAGCUUCUAAAGCUUCUCAGCAUUUAGUUAAGAAGAAACAAACUGCUAAGCAGGAACUUCCAAAAGUCAAAGUAGCUAAGAGAGGGACAAUAAGUCCAAGGAAGAAACUUAAAACAUCUGUCCAGAAAAGUAGUAAUAAAAAGCCUCAGUUACAAAGAGAGGAGAGUUCUGACAGUGAACCUGGUGAAGAAGAGGUUGAAAGAGAGCCUGUAGAACUGAAUGAAGUGUGCACCACGCCCUUGCAUCAGAAAUUAGAGACUUCCAUGAUUCAGAAGUUGACUAAGUCCAAAAAGCCUAGAAAUGUAAUACACACAUCAGAGUUACCUGGUGGUGCAAAUAACAGAACUCCUCUAAAAGCACUCCAGCAUCCCAUGGAGAAUGUGAAGAAUCCUGGAAAGAAAUGGUCUGACAAGUCUUCAGGGAAGAUACCCAAAAAGAUUCCACGCAGAACCAAGAAAGCUUUUUGCUCAAGCCCUGAAGACCCUGAGUCUCAAACAGAUUCUGACAGCUCUUCUGUACAGGAUAUGGCAAGGAAAAAACAGAAGUUACCAGAUGUGAAAAUAAAAAGUAACAAAAGAAAACAUAACAGACAGCAUGGACCACAGGAUUCCUUUGUAGCUGAGAAGGUUGAGAAUUGCGAAAGUGGGCCUGUUCUAGAAGACGGUGAUAAAUUUGCUUCCAGCACCAAGUCUCCUGAGCAGGAUGAUACAUCUUCAGAUACUUCUGAAGACUCAAAUUACAAAUUAAGACAUCUGUUGUCAGACGAAAUAGCAAGCCAUAAAAUAGUAAUGCCUUCGAACACACCCAAUGUUCGUCGGACAAAAAGGAUACGGCUGAGACCUCUGGAAUAUUGGAGAGGCGAGCGCAUAAACUAUACUAUGAAGCCUUCAGGAGGGCUUAUGAUUAGUGGACUAGUGCAUCCAGAAACGGAAUCUUCCAGGAAGCAUAAAAGGAGGAAGGAUUGUCCCAAGCAGAAAACAGAUAAAACAAAUAGAGGAGAGAUACCUGGAAGUUUGGACCACAGCCUAGCUGAUGCGUCUAAGCCAGCCAUUGUACUGGACCCAGUAACAAAUCAGGAAGUGAAUCUAGAUUGUAUAAACACUGCAAGCAAUCAAGCUUACUUCUUCAAAGAUGAUGCAAUAGAAAUACAAAAAAAAUUGAAUACAUCUCUUUUUGCAACUGGUAGAUUGAUCCUGAAACCAUAUAAAGAAAAAGGGCACCAGUUUGUCGACAUGGAUACAAUAGCUUUCCAUAUUAUCCAUGGCAAAGUUAUUGUGACAUUACAUAAGACAUCAUAUUACCUGACUGCAGGGGACUGCUUCUAUGUUCCAGCAGGAAAUGGAUAUAAUAUACGUAAUCUUCUGAAUGAAGAAAGUGUUCUUCUCUUCACACAAUUCAAAGACAGAACAAGAGCAAGAAAUGUGUUGUUGGACAACUCUUCCCCAUAACUUCACCUGCAAAUUGAAGAUCAUCUAAUGCAGAGGAGUUCUAAAGAAAAUUGAACAUUUUCAUCGGACACCCCAGUUUUAGGGGCAUGUUGUUUCAUUGAUCUUAAAGAUCUUUCUUCAGUGUAAAUGGUAAAUACAUAGUUUGUUAUGAAUUUUCUUUUGUAUCAAUAAAUAUUAAGUAAUGCAAAUCAGUUUUGAUUUGAUUUUAAAUAGUUUUAGAAUCAGUUUUUUAGCAUUCCAUGUGGUUUUGAAAAUGCAGGUAAUUGCAUGAGUUUGACUUGUAAAUAUUUAUGAAUAAAUAUAUGAGUUAUCUUGAGUGGCUUCAAA